Messenger RNA from Morone saxatilis (striped sea-bass), 5842 nucleotides. RefSeq names its product galectin-related protein-like. The record is from RefSeq and is a predicted model, not a curated record. NCBI's taxonomy places the organism in Eukaryota, Metazoa, Chordata, Actinopteri, Moronidae. Gene Ontology annotation, molecular function: carbohydrate binding. The transcript has 5 exons. Bases 220 to 765 code for a protein of 181 amino acids.
UCAGCAGAUAUCCACCCAUUUCAGACACACAGGAGCGGAGGGAUGUCCUGCUAGGUGGCUGCAGUGCUCUGUGUCAGGCCCGCUCAGACGUGGAGACCCAGGAAUAGGAGCAGGAUCAGGAAUAUCCUCCUGAGUCAGUGCCACGACGCUGACACACCACACUCGCCGGCAGGGCCGCCUCUGCUCCGAUAAUCAGCAUCCUAUGCUAUUCUGCUCAAGAUGGCGGUGCAGGCAGCGGAAAAGGACGGAAUAGUGUUGAAGAAUGUGGAGGAUGACCACCUGAACGACUCGCUGGGGAACCCCGGACUCAUCUCCCCUGAUAAGGAGGAUCUAUCACGUCUCCUGACGGUGCCAUUCAGCGGGCGCAUCCGGAGCGGCAUGCGGCCGGGGAAGAAGAUCAUAGUGAUGGGCAUUGUCGACCUGGAGCCAGACAGCUUUGACGUGAGUCUGACCUGCGGCCGUGACUCAGAGAAGGAGGAGCCCCCUUAUGAUGUUGCCCUGAAACUCACCGCCCGCUUCGCCGACCGCCAGUUUCUGCGCAGCGCCCGCAUCUCUGGGAAAUGGAUAGGGGAGGAGGCGUCCACCGCCUACUUUCCCUUCAUCCCCGAUCAGCCUUUUAGGAUUGAGAUCCACUGCGAGCACCAGAGGUUCCGGAUAUUCGUGGACGGACACCAGCUCUUUGACUUUUAUCACAAAGUAAAAUCGUUGGCCUCUAUCGACACAGUACGGAUACAAGGAGAUCUACAGAUCACCAAGCUCGGUUAACCUAACCCACUCUUCCUGCUCUGCAAGUCGCGUGCGAAGCAAGGACUUGAUCACAGAUGACCAUGCACACAUAUGCGCCUGUUACGUCAUCAUCCAUAACCCAUCAUGCAACACUACAGCAGCAUAGCAACUGGAAAAAGGCUCCGGCAGUGACAAGUUUGAGUUCUUCUGUUUCAUUCACUUCUUUCCAUUCCUUUCUAUUUGACCAGGAUCUGAUGUGAUGAUGCUUUGAGGGUGAAUGUGUUUGCUCCAUUUUCAGGUUUUUCUCUUUGUAGCCCCAGUUUUGUCAGAUCAGGGAUCUCACGGCUUAUUAAUAGCACGUUCAUUUUUUAUGUUGAAUACUUUAGGGAUGCUGAGAUAGAGGCAGGUGUGGAGUACUUUCAAGGAUGGAAAAAAGAUUCAGAUGUUAUAGAAACCAGUUACUCAGGAAAUAUCUGGCACUUAGCAGCUAAUAUGAAAGCAAACGGUUGCUUAUGGGUAAAAAUCUGGUGACUGAUUACAUGUUUUAAUUCUGCAAAAAGACCUUUUAGGAUAAACAGGAAACACGCAUGUUGAUUAAGCUAAAAGGAGACACUGAUCAUAGUUUUAAUUUUUCAUCCAACAACAGUGAUUAAAUAUGAUGUAGAAUUCUGCAGCAUUGAACCUGAGCAGUGAUAAGAUGUUCAAUCUGAGCCUUGGCUAAUUCCCACAAGGGCAGAAACAUGAUUUUUCAUAUCAGAUACAACUGGUUUAGAGCAAAAUGUUGCAGGUUGUUUGACACGUUAAGAUUUGAUUUCACUCAAACCAGCUGGAUGCGUGUUUAUUGUUGCAGUUAUGGUCUAAAACUCAAUCCUCUGACCACAGUAGAGCGCAGUCUGACACCCUGUUUCCUCAGUGCUGAUGUAUCUCUAACUCCGUAAGGCACUCCCCUGCCCUCCCUUGGGUUUAUCCCAGUUGUCAUGGUAACACGCUGCAGUCUCACCGACCUAAAUACCCCAAAAUGAGGAUUAUAUCAUGACAUGAUGUAUCAGAAAGCAUCCCAUACCGUACACUGCAUGUGUUGGUAGUUUUAGUGAACACUGCGGUCAAUCUCCUGUAGAAAGAAAGUCCUGUGUGGGGAACAGGAAGUAGAAUUAAGACUGUGGUGGGCAAGGAGAGUGAAGAAAUGGCUUUUAAAUUAGUUUGAAAAUUGGACUCUGCUCUCUGCUGUCACUGAACACAUCUGUCUCAUGCAAACCUCCUCUGAAUUGUUAUUUCUAAAACAAUAUGCAACUUAUUCUCAUAGAAAACACUCGCUUCGGUACAUAUUUAGAAGAAGUUGUGCUGUCAACUCAAACUAAUAUCCAAAACCUUCUGUCGCAUUCAACAGUCAGGUGGUUGUUUGGAAGCAGAAUCAGAUCCUGAUGGUAUUUUGAAUGUAUAGUAUUCAUGUUUCUACAGUAGCAUAGAAGAUAUAGUGAUGCACAACAUUAUUACUUAAUGUCACAGUUUUUUGGUGGGAUGGCUGGUGCUGUUAUAGUCAAUAUUCAGUCCUGCAGUAUGUCUUAUGUGUUUUAUGGCGUUAGUGAAUCAUUCCACAUCAUGAGUGUCUCGUCCACACUGAGCAGAUAGAUGCAGGUUUUUUACAAGUCUAAUACAGUUGUGUCUUAAAUGCAUUACACAGUUUUGUCUCUAUAACAGUUUCCACUCUAGUAGAGGUUAUCUGCAAAGCAAAACUCACAGUAUUAAGAGUAUUAUGUCUUAUGUUACAAUGUUUACACCUCCUACAGUAUCAGUUGAACACAUACAGUAGAACUAGCUAAGAGUUUCACUGCGUAGAUUUCUGGGUACCACUUUCUACUGUAAUAAUGGGUUUAUAAGAUGUAUCUUAUGGCUUCUUUAAUGAAUAAUGUUUUACUUAAGAGCUAUCUUUUGGGGUGGCCACAUCUAAAGUGAUGUUACAGAUGUUAAUAAAUCAUCAAGAAAGUUUCCUGAAUUUCUCACUUUAUCACAAAACAUCAAGUCUUUGAUUGUCAAUGUGGUCUGUAUGAAAAACGACAAAGACAAAGUGAGUGUCAAAAACUUUUCAACUUGUCAACCCAAAAGUUGUCCCUAUUAAUGAGUUAUAUGAUCUGGAAAACCAUGAAUCAAGCCAUCAUUUACAACUAAUAACCCCUUUGUAACUCCCUAAAUGGUGAGUUAUAAAGUCAUUAAAUAGCUGACGUCUCUGGAGACAGAUGAUGUAGUUCAUAUCAAAAAGAAACUGAAUGCAUGCUCUGCUGUGUCAUGGUUCGUAUCCACUUUUUAAGCAGCUGGACCCAGUGAAGAAGCAAAAAGUAGUUAUUGGUAGAUUGUCUCACAAGGCUGCACAGAAGUACCAUUAAAAUGUUGACAUUUCUUACACUUGACAUUAACAAGCUAACGAAGGUUUCCCUUCACGUUUUUGCUGCUGUGAAUUUGGAGUAAGCCAUGACAUCUGUGCAGAACAGUUGCACUGACUUCACUGCAGGGCACUCGGUAAUUGAUGCUCACACUAAUGAAGCUUUCUGAGCAAACGUUUGAAGAAACCUCUUUGUUUAACAUCUCAUUACUGUCUGUGCACAGUGAGCUGCAGCUGUGUGCAGCAUUCAGCAAAAUACAGAGAGUUUGCUUUCCGUACAUGCAUGCACUGAGUACUUAUUAGCUCCUUUCAUGUAGCAAUAAGGUUGCUGCUGCGAGACGGACUGCUCCGGAGCAGAACUUGUUUUCUCCUGGUCUGUCAGACAAGGUCUUCCUCAGUUCCUUGUUUUCGCUUGGCACUGCGCUGGUUUAUUUUGGACACAAACAGGAAAUGAGGACAGUUCGGUAUAAGAGGGCAGUGAGGAGUGUAGUUUGAAAGGAAGUGAGCCAGUGUGAUGCGUCAUUACCCCAGUGUUACAACAGAACAAAUGUGUACAAAUAAUGUGUAAUUGUGGUGACAGGGUGUGUUUUUUGGAUGCUGUUUUUGUGUUCUUUCUAUUAACCGGUGACCAUUUGUAACGCUACAGUUUCCUGUAACAACAUGUUAAUAUGCAUCAUGUAAAGAAUAUGAGAAUAACUCAGCAGUGUGUUUCAUGGAUGUGGAAACUAGUGUGUUAAAGUGUAACACAGGUUCAUGUUUUUGGCUCCUCGGCUGUCACACAUGGAGCCGAGCCGGCAGCAGUUAGCAGCAUCGACAGCGGCAGUGCUGCUGCUGCUGCUGCUGCUAGGAAUUAUGGGGGAGGGAGAUGAACAAUUCAAGACUUCCUGAAUUAAAGGGCUCGAACCAGGGAGCAUUUGUGUGUGCGUGUGUGUGUGGGAGCUGAGCUGUGUGUGUGUUUUGGCUCAACACAGCACAGUUUAACUCUGCAUCAGCAAAUAGCUUUUUGGACUGUUGUGGGUUGUCCAGCUGUGUACGAGCACAGUGUGUUUUAGGUUUUCUGCACAGCUGGAUGAUGAGCUGAUGGUACUUUAGCUUACUUACUGGUACUGGUGCACUUUAAAAAAGGUGUUGUGUCCACCUAAGGGACGCACAACUGCUGAGUAUUCCAGUAUAAAAAUCAGUUUCGGUACACGUGCUUAGAAAACCUCAACAUAUAUUGUGUUGCUUCUUGUGUUACACAACAGGUCCCAGUUCCUGAUCUCCUAAUGAUCCCGCAUAUUUGGAAGAACAAUCCUGGGAAACAUUAAUUCAAAUCACUACUAUUUUAAAUGUUCUUCAACCCUUUAAAACUGAAAAAGUGAAUGUUAUUCCCCUACUGAUUGUAAUCUGAUGAUAAAUACCCAGGUAGACAUGCUGUUCAUGUUCACCUCGUUUAUUUAGAAUCCAUUCUUUAUAUAAAAAAUAAAAUAAAAAUAGACCAACCGUCCUAUCCUCAGUUAAAACCAGAGGGCGUCUGAUAUAAGAGAAACAGUUUAUCUGACCCAGGUCUGUAUGCUACCCCUGCUUUUGGACUUUGGAUGUACAUAUUUACGAAUGUGGUCUCUCUGGCUCCGUUUUUACAUGAGGAAUACCAAGCUGAGUUACAAGCAGAAAGCAUUUUGUUGUGCAUGUAAGCUAGUACCUGGCAUUUUGUAUACAUGAAAGACUGAGGUGUUAUAUUGCCAGUUUUCUUUUGCUCCAGUCAAGCAUGCUGUUUCUUUUUUUUUUCUCAUCUACUGUAUCAGGUGUGUUUCAAGGGCAGAGUUCCCCUUGUGGUUGCAUUUUGUUUUCCUUUGAUCUGUUUACCUUUAUAGCCUAGGAUUCCAAUUUAGUAUUUACCAAAUUAAAAUCUUUGAAAAUUAUGAUAAACAAAGCAAUAUUAUGGACUAAAGUAUAUAAAUCAUGUUGUCCCCCAUGACUUUUAAUAAAUAUAACAACACAAUGAUUUUCUAAAAAGUGCUAAAACCUACAUGACUGUUGUGAGAGCAACUACAUGAUGAUGUCCAUUUACAGAAUUAAGUGUCCUCUGAGUAGAAGUAGGCUGAUCUGUUGCUAACGUAUUGUGUGGUUGUACAAUCAUUAUGAUUUAAUAUUUAUUACGGUGUAACCAGCAGGGUUGUGUGUGUGUGGUAACGUCAUACCUACUGUAUUGGUAACGUACUAUUUUAUGCUGUUUAUAUGAAGGCAUCUUGAAAAGUUUUUUAUAAUGAUGAAAGUGUUUCUGUGGUUCUGGCCUCUGACAUGUACAAAUAUUACAUAUUGUACUUUUCUGUAUGACACAAAGGAAAUGUGUGAAAUGAGUAUUGGAUCAAAGAUUAUUUUCUUUUUUUAACUGCAAAACAAUGCUAACCAUCAUUUUGUGUGUUUUGGGAUGUACCAAGUCUUAAGAUCACCAGGGUGUUGGCUUUUGAAAGUCUUUCAUGUUACCAAGCAUCAUGUUGGCCCCCUCUGUUGGCUGUUUUUCAGCUGAGCAGCUUUUUUGUGGCGAACAUAAACAGGAGCACUUGCAUUUACAACACGUUGCAGAUUUAAAAAAAAGAAGAUCCUGAUUUUGUGUCUCAUUAAGGAUGUGCACUGGACCAGUGUUUAGAAGAAGACAUUCCACCAUUGUGUUAGACCUCUAACCUCCAAAUGUUUGUUUCCUUUAUGCUUUUGUAAAAACAGCUACUUUGCAAACCAAUAAACUUCUCAUCUUGGAAA